AGAGGGCACCAAUGAAGGUAUCAACUUCCGGUUCAUAUGGUCAUGUUUGGAAAGUAAACCAGACACGGUUUCAGUAAUAGAGAGUUAUAUGCAGCCUAUGGAUAUAAUUUAGCAGCAAUGUUUGAAUGCGACACCAUCCGAGUAAGUCAGUUAGAUAACCGUCCGACUUUUUGAAGCCAAAAAUAUUUUCAUGUUAUCUUAUAACGUUAGCUUAACGGUACCUACGUUGUGGACCAAACUAGCAGCAACUAACGUUAGCUCAACAAGCUAAAAAGCUAGCGUUAGCUUAGUGAAUGUGUAACGUUAGCUAGCUAGUCGAACAAACUAGCUCGUCAUGGGAGGGUGAGGGUAAGCAAUUAGCUAUACAGUUUCGGAGGGGAGCCGCCCAUUGAUGGAUGAACAUAAAGACCCUCCACAGAGGCAGCAGUCGAAAGGGCUCGAAGGAGGAACAACUGCCCAGACCAGUACCAGGAGGAGGUCAGGAUCAGACAUAAUGGGGGAUUAUAUGGGACCGGUUUUACACUGGCUCCGAAAUGUGGCAGCUGUUACUCUCCUCAAAGCCCGGCGGACUUUAUUUCAGGCUGCCAUCCUGUUUUGUGUCCUGGUUCUGCUACUUUGGGUGUCCGUCUUUCUCUACGGAAGCUUCUAUUACUCCUACAUGCCCAGUGUGAGCUUCUCCACCCCUGUGCACUUCUACUACACCUCUGAUUGUGAUUCCUCAGAGUCAGCACUUUGUUCAUUCCCCACGGCAAACAUCUCUUUCAUGAAGAAUGAGAGGGACCUUGUGAUGGCUUACGGUCAGCCUUAUCGAGUGUCUUUGGAGUUGGAGAUGCCAGAGUCUCCAGUGAAUGAACACUUGGGUAUGUUCAUGAUCAAGAUGUCUUGUUACACCAAGGGUGGAAAGACAGUCGCAUCAGUGGGCCGAUCUACCAUGCUGCAUUACCGCUCCGGCCUUCUGCAGAGCCUGAGCACUUUACUGUUCUCUCCUUUCUUUCUGACCGGGAUGGCUGAGCAGAAGCAACUCAUAGAAGUUGAGCUCUUCUCAGAUUACAAGACAAAUGCUUAUCAACCCUCUGUCGGUGCAGUCAUUGAGAUCCAGUCCAAACGAGUGCAGAUCUACUCAUCUCAUCUCCGAAUCCACGCUUUCUUCACUGGCAUACGAUAUGUUUUGUACAACUUCCCCCUGACAUCUGCAGUGAUCGGCGUAGCCACCAACUUUGCCUUCCUCAGUGUCAUUGUGCUGUUCAGCUACCUGCAGUUCAUAUGGGGCGGGAUCUGGCCUCCAGAUCAAGUAAGAGUCCGGGUUAUGAUGGGAGACAACACCCGUAUCCAGCAGAGGAGAGAGGAGGCUCGGAAGCGCAUGGAGAAGGAAAACUCACAGAAGGACCUGUGUGCUCCUCACGUGAUAGGAUCCGUGAGUGAUGCAUCUGAUUUCCAGGAAAAUCACACAGUAGCAGAGCCGUCGCCAAAGAAGUCCUCAGAAAGUUUGGACGCACCUGGGACUGAUGUGACAGAGGAGGAAGGGUCUCAUGAGGAGAAAGACGGCUCCAACGUGUUGGAUGGCUGCCAGCUGCCUCACCAGGGUGAGACCUUACUCCGACAGAGACCUGGGCCGUGGAUGAGCCUGUGAACAACGCCACUGCACGCACUUAAAGCACCGAUAGUGGAAUAGAAUUUAUUUUGAGCCCGGCAAACCCCCCAGUUUGAGUCAGCGUACUAUAGAUGCAUGCUAAUAUUAUACAUGUGUUGUUAUAGCUAACAAACCUCUGCUUAUUGUCUUGUGUU
Etheostoma spectabile (orangethroat darter) is the source of this 1785-nucleotide messenger RNA. It is a transcript of the gene bscl2, whose product is annotated as BSCL2 lipid droplet biogenesis associated, seipin. The coding region runs from base 392 to 1630 and encodes 412 amino acids. Gene Ontology annotation, biological process: lipid droplet organization; lipid storage. Gene Ontology annotation, cellular component: endoplasmic reticulum membrane. NCBI's taxonomy places the organism in Eukaryota, Metazoa, Chordata, Actinopteri, Perciformes, Percidae. The transcript has a single exon. The record is from RefSeq and is a predicted model, not a curated record.